GUUCUUUGGAUCUGAGCCUUCGUCUUCACCUUCUCUCUCAUGAGAGAAAAGAGAGAAAUCAGAUUUUUAAAAAAAAUUAAAAUUAAAAUUAAAAUUAUAUAUCCAUUUUUCUUAAAAAAAAUUGAAUCAAUAAUUAGCAGCUCUUGUUCCUGCACCCGUGGUUCCAACCUUUUUUGUUCUCGAACCUCCCAAAUCUUCUUUCUCCUCUUCAAUUUUCGCCCAGUUUUCUCUGCUCGAUCUUCUCAUCGUGUCUUGUUCGCGAAGAGAUUCCAUUUUCAAAAUACCCACAUGCUGUGAUCCCCCAUGUGUGCAAGAGUGCAAUCACAUAUUCCGUUAAAAAAAAAUAAAAAAAUUCAAUUUUUGCUUGUGGGGUGGCGAUUUUUCGAUCUGGGUGUGUGGAGGGUGGAGUGAGGAAUAGUGGGUCGUUGUUGGGUUAUAGCAGUGAUGGUUGUUUUGGAUGGAGCUGAGAGGAUGAGGAAAGAUCAAUAAUUUUGGAAUUAGUUUUGAAAAAUAAUGCUGUAUCUGAAGCAGCCUAGAGUUCAGGGUAUGGGUUUGGAUUUUUGGGUUGUCGGUCUUUUGCAUUGUGCUGAUUCUGAAUUUUUGUGAUUUUGUGUUAUUACUCCUUGCAUGCCAUUUUGGUGGUUUCCCUGAGCCUGAGGCUCGGGGGAUCUGAGUGUUGCAGAGAAAGUUAUGGCAUCUUCAGAGAAUGAACCUUGUCACUCUCCUUCUGCCUCUGAUCAAUCCCCUUCUCCUCCUUCUCCUCCUUCCAAUGUCUGUAUGCAGAAAUUUAGGCUAUAUGAGACUCGAUCGAACUUUUACAUGAUAGGAAGGGACAAGAGCAGGACAUAUUGGAAAGUACUAAAGAUUGACCGUCUUGAUCCUUCCGAGCUAAAUUUGCGUGAAGAUUCCACCACAUAUACAGAAAGUGAAUGUUCUGAUCUUUUGAGACGGAUACAUGAGGGUAACAAGUCCACAGGUGGACUAAAAUUUGUUACAACUUGUUAUGGAAUUGUAGGGUUCAUCAAAUUUUUGGGGCCUUACUACAUGCUGCUUAUCACAAAAAGAAGGCAAAUUGGUGCAAUCUGUGGUCAUACAGUAUAUGCUGUCUCAAAGAGCGAGAUGAUUCCAUUGCCAAAUUCUUCAGUUCGGUCUAACAUCAAUUCUAAAAAUGAAAACAGGUACAAGAGGCUCCUAUGCAUGGUUGACCUUACAAAGGAUUUCUUUUUCAGCUACUCAUACCACAUUAUGCGUAGUCUUCAAAGGAACAUGUGUGAUGAUGAGACAGGCCAUAUUCUUUAUGAGACCAUGUUUGUUUGGAACGAAUUCUUAACUCGAGGAAUUCGGAAUCACCUCCAGAAUACUAUUUGGACAGUUGCACUAGUGUAUGGAUUUUUUAAACAGGAAAUGCUUAUGAUAUCCAGACGGGAGUUCACACUUACGCUCAUUGCAAGACGAUCACGUCAUUAUGCUGGCACUAGGUAUUUGAGGCGUGGUGUUAAUGAGAAAGGAAGAGUAGCAAAUGAUGUUGAGACAGAACAAAUAGUCUUUGAGGAUGUUGCUGAAGGUCUUCCCAUCCAAAUAAGCUCUAUCAUCCAGAACCGUGGUUCAAUCCCUCUUUUCUGGUCACAGGAAACUUCAAAACUAAAUAUUAAACCAGAUAUUAUAUUGUCAAAAAAGGAUCAGAAUUAUCAAGCCACUAGACUUCACUUUGAAAACCUUGUCAAAAGAUAUGGGAAUCCCAUAAUUAUUUUGAAUUUAAUAAAGACCCAUGAGAAGAAGCCUCGCGAGUCCAUACUUCGUCAAGAGUUUGCUAAUGCCAUAGAUUUCAUUAAUAAAGAUUUAUCCGAGGAGAACAGGCUUAGGUUCCUUCAUUGGGAUCUGCACAAACAUUUUCAGAGCAAAGCUACAAAUGUCUUGCAGCUUCUUGGCAAAGUGGCUGCAUAUGCAUUGACAUUAACAAGUUUUUUCUAUUGCCAAACGACACCAACCUUGAGACCAGAAGAAAGUCUGAAAUGGCAAAGUACAGACAGUGUUGAUGAGGGAACCUUUUCACCUACUAGACAUGCCAAUGAUGAUAAUGGGGAUGCUAAUAAUUUAGAGAGGAAACCAAGUGAAGGAAACAAUGAUGCCAAUGAAAAUCAUUCUGUCAAACCACCCAUGUUGCAGAGGGGGGUGCUCAGGACCAACUGCAUAGACUGCUUGGAUCGCACUAAUGUUGCACAAUAUGCAUAUGGGUUGGCUGCUCUUGGCCACCAGCUCCAUGCUCUGGGAGUUAUUGACCACCCAAAAAUUGAUCUUGAUGACCCUGUAGCAGAUGAUUUGAUGGGGUUUUAUGAGCGGAUGGGUGAUACACUCGCACAUCAGUAUGGUGGUUCUGCUGCUCACAACAAGAUUUUCUCUGAGAGGAGGGGCCAGUGGAGAGCUGCAACACAGUCUCAGGAGUUUUUUAGGACUCUUCAACGCUAUUAUAGCAAUGCAUACAUGGAUGCUAUGAAACAGGAUGCAAUCAAUGUAUUCCUGGGGCAUUUUCAGCCACAACAGGGUAAGCCUGCUCUAUGGGAGUUGGGUUCAGAUCAGCUCUAUGAUGCAGGAAGACAUGGAGAUGACGAUGCUAGGUCAUUUUUCAAAAGAUCCUUCUCAGAUGGAAACAUUCUUAAUGAAAGUUCUACACCGAUGUCAGCCCCAAAGGCCAAGCAUGAAAAAUUCCCAAGCCAAGGCGGCUUACCAGAUCGAUCAGAAGAAGGAAGCAAGGGUCUCUGUGAGUCAUCACCAGAAAUAUCUACUACUGAGAGUGACAUCUCAUUUUCAAGGUACACUCCCUCAAUGCCUCGGAGACAGCUCUUUGGAGAUAUGCAAAGAGAGCGCUGCCUUGAAAGUGAACAUAUUUACUAUUCUGAUCAUGGGGAUUCCUUCAGCUGCUCCAACUUUGUUGACCUGGAUUGGCUAUCUUCUUCAGGAAAUUCAUGUGAAGAAGAGCCAUUUGAGAGGUCAUCAAUUACCAACUCUCCAAUUGCUGGAGUUUCUUCAGAAAAUGUUGUCAAUGGAAUAAUGGUAGGUGAGGCAACUGCCUCCACUAGUGAUUGGGGGGCCUCCAGCCUAAAGUAUUCUCAGGGAAGGGAACAAACUGAAUCCGAGUUAUCCUACGGUGAUGCACGGUCCAACACACCAGAGGAAUUUCCAGAUACUUUUGUAAACUGGGUGACUUAUGGACAGACACUUUGCCAUUGAACUUUGCAUAUGAUCUCUUGCACUAAUGUAUGAUUGACAUUUUUUUGGCUUGGUCUAAAGAUGCUUAUUAGAAGAAACUAGAGAGAAGGAACCGGGUAAAGAAAAAGAAUCAGGCAUUUGGGUAGGCUUCUGUUUAUGUGGUGCUAAUCUAAGAAUCAUCCUGGGGCCAAUCUUGGUAUUGACAUGCAACAUUAAUAUUUCUGUUGUGAAGAUCUCAAUCAAAUCCUCAAGGCAUAGUAGAAAAUAGUGCAUAGCAAGUGUUUGUAAAAUUCUUCACUGUCUUUUUCUUUCUUUUACUAUUAUUAUUAUUAUUAUUAUUAUUAUUAUUAUUAUUAUUGUUAUUUUCUGUUAUUGUCUUCUUGGAGUUCGGUGUUUUCAUUAUUCUUUCAGCAGUUUUAAUAGGUGCACCUUUUGUAAAUAUUAUUUACCCUGUUUUGUGGGAGCUUCACUUUUAGAAUUGUAGAUAUAAUUGAUUCUUUUAAAUAACUU
Messenger RNA from Glycine soja, 3717 nucleotides. RefSeq names its product phosphoinositide phosphatase SAC3-like. The record is from RefSeq and is a predicted model, not a curated record. NCBI's taxonomy places the organism in Eukaryota, Viridiplantae, Streptophyta, Magnoliopsida, Fabales, Fabaceae. The transcript has 16 exons. Gene Ontology annotation, molecular function: phosphatidylinositol-3,5-bisphosphate 5-phosphatase activity. Bases 691 to 3228 code for a protein of 845 amino acids. Gene Ontology annotation, cellular component: intracellular membrane-bounded organelle. Gene Ontology annotation, biological process: phosphatidylinositol dephosphorylation.